CCCAGUAGCAGCCCUCACUCAUCGUCACUCCGCUCAUUCAGUUCCAACUGUACUGUUCCUUCAGUCCUCUAAAGAACUGUCUGAAUUUGAUUUUUAGGGUUUUCUGAAAAAUGCAGAGGUACUGUUCGUCUGCAGGUCGAUCCGUGAUACGUAAACGCUGGUUUUCUUCGUCCAACAAUGCUAAAAUUGUUGCUUCAGUGCUCUUUGAGAGAUUACCUGUUGUUGUUCCCAAAAUCGAUCCUACUGUAUAUGCCUUUCAAGAAUUCUCGUUUCGUUGGAGGCAGCAGUAUCGGCGAGAGUAUCCAGAAAGUUUUCUAAAGAAGUCUGAUACCAGGUCAUUACAGCGAGCACUAGACAGAAGACUCUAUCUUCUAGUUCAUGGUACCACACAUGGUUCUGAUAGUGGAAAGCCUGUCUGGCAUUUCCCUGAAAAAGUUUAUGAGUCUGAAGAGACCUUGCGUAAGUGUGCCGAGUCUGCCCUAGAGUCUUUAAUUGGAGAUCUUUCACAUACAUAUUUUGUUGGAAAUGCCCCUAUGGGUCAUAUGGUCAUUCAACCCACUGAAGACAAGAAAACUCCAUCAAUCAAGCGCUUCUUCUUCAAAUCCCAAGUUAUUGCAGUCAACAAAUUUGAUAUUAAGAAGUGUGACGAUUUUGUGUGGGUGACAAAAGAUGAAUUGUUGGAAUACUUUCCUGAGCAAGGUGAAUUCUUGAACAAAAUGAUCAUCAGCUGAUGUUAGUUUCUACUCAAACUUGAGGAAAGUAGGAUAGCGGAAAUAGUUUUGAUUAUAUACUGAUCUGAAAAUCCAUUUCUUUCUGCCAAUGUAAUGGCUUUGACUGCUGGAGACCAAUUUUAUGUCCGGAAAGUAGAAGAUCUGACUGCAAUUUGCCAGUGCGCCAUUCAUCAAAUUUUGUAGAAUUAUAAACAUAGGAUAUCACCAUUCUGCCUCAGUUAUCAGCAUUCCUCUGUGAGAAGCUAUGCUCAGAACUCUGAACUAGUCAUGCAACUCAGUACGAAUAUGCUUGUAGAUGAAUGAUUUCAUCUCGUGUCAUGAAUAAGAAAACAAAUUUCGUGUUGUAGCCUUUA
Capsicum annuum is the source of this 1084-nucleotide messenger RNA. Its product is annotated as 39S ribosomal protein L46, mitochondrial. Gene Ontology annotation, molecular function: structural constituent of ribosome. Gene Ontology annotation, cellular component: mitochondrial large ribosomal subunit. The record is from RefSeq and is a predicted model, not a curated record. NCBI's taxonomy places the organism in Eukaryota, Viridiplantae, Streptophyta, Magnoliopsida, Solanales, Solanaceae.